Penaeus monodon (black tiger shrimp) is the source of this 885-nucleotide messenger RNA. RefSeq names its product zinc metalloproteinase nas-8-like. Gene Ontology annotation, biological process: proteolysis. The transcript is spliced from 5 exons. Gene Ontology annotation, molecular function: metalloendopeptidase activity; zinc ion binding. NCBI's taxonomy places the organism in Eukaryota, Metazoa, Arthropoda, Malacostraca, Decapoda, Penaeidae. The record is from RefSeq and is a predicted model, not a curated record. Bases 1 to 885 code for a protein of 294 amino acids.
AUGCUGGGAUGUUACCCUCCCGGUGAGCCAGUGUCUGAUGCCUCGCUGAGCGGACUCGAAAAGGCCUCCGCUUGCCGAACUGUCUUUUUAAGGGACCUUUUGCCCGAUCUCGUCCCUCUAUGCUACAGCCACAUCGGGCGCGUGGGCGGACCGCAGCCCCUGUCCCUGGGCUUCUUCUGCGUGCGCUGGUGGGACCAAGGCACCAUCUACCACGAGCUGCUCCACUCCCUCGGCUUCUUCCACGAGCACAACCGCCCCGACCGCGACAACUACGUGGAGAUUCUGUGGGACAACAUCUCGUCGGGCCAAGACAAGAACUUCAGGAAGCGGUCCUACUCCACCGUCGAACUCAUCGACCUGCCUUAUGAUUUCGAUUCGGUGAUGCACUACAACCCGUACGCCUUCUCCAAGUGGUACUUCUUGGCCCCAACCAUCAAGUCCAGAGCCAAAGGAGCGAGCUUCAAAAGGGCUAAGAAGCCUACCACUAGUGACUACAACAAAUUAAACCGACUGUACAGAUGCCGACGAGCCGGUCGGUUUCAUUACUCCCAUCUCGACGACCCCGGACCUUCUCCCCGAUGGUUUCAAGAAAAUGGCUUCAACAUCUCGGCCAUCGUUCCGCCCCCUCCGCCUCGCAACGCCUUCCGCAGAAGGAUCCGCGCUGGCUCCGAAAAGCUCCCGGCGAGGGCCGCCCGAAGGUCCACGACAGCACGAUUCCAUGGUCCAGCGCCUGAUGCGCGGAUCCAGGGCCUCACUUCUCAUCCGUGGUUCAAGAAUCGCAGUCCUACUCCAGGCACCCCGGUUCAGACACCCGGCAAAGGAUUCGGUGCUCCUGCGUCAGUCAGUGUCCAGGAUCCGGUUCGAGUUCAACGAUCCUCCUUUUAA